AUGCUGCUUUGGAUUCUGUUGCUGGAGACGUCUCUUUGUUUCGCUGCUGGAAACGUUACAGGGGACGUUUGCAAAGAGAAGAUCUGUGCCUGCAACGAGAUAGAAGGGGAUUUGCACGUAGACUGUGAGAAAAAGGGAUUUACCAGCCUGCAACAUUUCACCGCCCCAACUUCCCAGUUUUACCAUUUAUUCCUGCAUGGAAAUUCCCUGACUCGACUUUUCCCUAAUGAGUUUGCUAACUUUUACAAUGCAGUCAGUUUGCACAUGGAAAACAACGGUUUGCAUGAGAUUGUUCCUGGGGCUUUUCUUGGGCUGCAGCUGGUGAAACGCUUGCACAUAAACAACAACAAGAUCAAAUCGUUCAGGAAGCAGACUUUCCUGGGGCUGGACGAUCUGGAAUACCUCCAGGCAGAUUUUAAUCUAUUGCGGGAUAUUGACCCGGGAGCAUUUAGGGAUUUAAACAAGCUAGAAGUGCUGAUUUUAAAUGACAAUCUCAUCAGCACCUUGCCCCCCAACGUGUUUCAGUAUGUGCCGAUCACCCACCUCGACCUCCGGGGAAACCGUCUUAAAACCUUGCCUUACGAGGAGGUUCUGGAGCAGAUCCCAGGCAUUGCUGAAAUCCUGCUAGAGGAUAACCCCUGGGACUGCACUUGCGAUCUGCUGUCGUUGAAGGAAUGGCUAGAAAACAUACCCAAAAACGCUUUGAUCGGCAGAGUGAUUUGUGAGGCUCCCACUAGGUUGCAGGGCAAAGAUUUAAAUGAGACCACAGAGCAAGAGCUGUGCAAAAAGAACAGAGUGGAUUCUAGCCUAGCUGCUCCCCCUGCCGAAGAAGAAACCUGCGAUCCUGGUCCCAUUCCAACCCCCUUUAAAAUACAUGGCAAAGAAGACCCUGCCGUGCCAGGAUCUGGUCCAAACGGAGGUACAAAGAUUCCUGUCAACUGGCAAAUCAAGACCAGACCCACUGCUGCCGUGUCGACAGUCAGCGCGAAAAGCAAGAUAUCGGCUACUGUCUCCUGCCCGCAGAUCUGCAGCUGCGAUCAGAUCCCUGGCUCGGGCUUAAAGGUUAAUUGCAAUGACAGGAAUGUGAGCAGCCUGGUGGAUUUGAAGCCCAAGCCAUCCAAUGUGCAGGAACUGUUUCUGAGAGACAACAAAAUACACACCAUCAGGAAAUCACACUUUCUGGAUUACCGGAAGCUGAAUUUACUCGAUCUGGGCAACAACAACAUAGCCACCGUCGAGAACAACACCUUCAAGAACCUCUUUGAUCUCCGAUGGCUCUACAUGGAUAGCAACUACUUAGACACCCUAUCCCGGGAGAAAUUCGCUGGGCUGCAAAACCUGGAGUAUCUGAACGUGGAAUUUAAUGGGAUCCAGCUGAUCAUGCCAGGCACCUUCAACGCGAUGCCCAAGCUGAGAGUCCUCAUCCUUAACAACAACCUGCUGAGGUCUCUCCCCGUAGACGUGUUCGCCGGGGUCUCGCUUUCCAAACUGAGCAUACACAACAAUUAUUUCAUGUACCUCCCGGUGGCCGGGGUGCUGGACCAGCUCACCUCCAUCACCCAGAUCGACCUGCACGGCAACCCGUGGGACUGCACUUGCCCUAUCGUGCCUUUCAAACAGUGGGCGGAGAUGCUACGCCCCAAGGUGAUUAUGAGCGACUUGAGAUGUGAGUCCCCUGAAGAUUUCUUCAAGGAGGAUUUCGAGUCUCUCUCCAACGACGUGAUUUGCCCUCAGUUAAAAAUCUCGCCCACAUUAACUUCUACCAACAAAAACAGCACCGGGUUGACAGAGACAGGUACUCACUCCAACUCCUACUUGGAGACCAGCCGGGUCUCUAUUUCGGUGCUGGUGCCGGGGCUCCUGCUGGUUUUUGUGACCUCUGCCUUCACGGUGGUUGGCAUGCUAGUGUUCAUCCUGAGGAACCGAAAGCGGUCCAAGAGGAGGGACGCCAACUCCUCUGCAUCUGAAAUCAACUCCUUGCAGACGGUCUGUGAUUCGUCCUACUGGCACAACGGGCCCUACAGCGCCGAUGGGGCCCACAGGGUUUACGACUGCGGCUCCCACUCCCUGUCGGACUGA
This is a messenger RNA of Calypte anna (Anna's hummingbird), 2079 nucleotides long. RefSeq names its product SLIT and NTRK like family member 1 (gene SLITRK1). NCBI's taxonomy places the organism in Eukaryota, Metazoa, Chordata, Aves, Apodiformes, Trochilidae. Gene Ontology annotation, biological process: regulation of presynapse assembly; positive regulation of synapse assembly; axonogenesis. Gene Ontology annotation, cellular component: GABA-ergic synapse; postsynaptic density membrane; glutamatergic synapse. Gene Ontology annotation, molecular function: protein binding. The record is from RefSeq and is a predicted model, not a curated record. Bases 1 to 2079 code for a protein of 692 amino acids. The transcript has a single exon.